Saprolegnia diclina VS20 is the source of this 741-nucleotide messenger RNA. RefSeq lists its product as hypothetical. The coding region runs from base 138 to 671 and encodes 177 amino acids. Lineage: Eukaryota; Oomycota; Saprolegniomycetes; Saprolegniales; Saprolegniaceae. The record is from RefSeq and is a predicted model, not a curated record. The transcript has a single exon.
CGCAAAUUGAAGUUCGGCGGUGUUUCUAGAAUCACUCAACAUUCCGUAGAGGGGGUGCUCGAACGACCCCUUGAAUGGUGAUAUGCAUCUGGCACUAAAUUUUGGCGUCGCAGACAACGGGCAUUUCUUGAUUUGCCAUGCUGCGCUCGACCCUUCUCCUCGCCCUUGCCCUCUCGUCCGUCUCGGCGGCGACCGUCGAGGUCUGCAACGCGGAGCAGACCAAGUCGUGGACGACCUUUCUCCAGACGCCCGUGGACGCGUCGUGCACGAACGGCAACGCCGCGAUCACGCUUCCGACGCAGUUUUUUAGCGGCAACACGACCGAUUGCCCGAACCAGACGUGCUUCACCUUCUUGGAAAACAAGCUCGCGGCGCUCCCGAUGUGCUCUGUGAACGGCUCGUCGACUGACCUCCAUGCGGCCUUUUCCAAAGCCAAGGCCGCGUGCUCGAACGGCGGCAAGACCACCAACUCGACGACUGCGCCCACCAACUCGACCACCGCACCGACCAAUGUGACGACGGUGCCUGUUGUGACGACGGACGCGACGAUCACGACCGUGUCGCCCACGACCAAGAAGCCCACGACGACGACGCCUGCGCCCUCGGGUGUGUCGGCGACCACGCUCUCGGUCGUCGCCGCCACUGCGACGCUCGCGGCCACGAUGUGGUAAGCAAUGGCGUAUCGCGGUGUCCGCUUAUCUUUAUAUAAACCCUGUGUAAUACGACUCUUCUUGACGACCA